AUAUAGACUGUUACACUUAGUAUAUAUAUCUACUAGAACAUUUCAUAGUUCACCAUUGGUUCCACAACAACAAAGAUUUUAGUAUUGAAAUACACCUCAAGGAAAUGAAUCCAAAACUCACUGUGGCCAUAUUGGUAUUAAUCUGUUCUUUAGCUGAUGCAAAGGGUCGAGGCGGAGAAGGAGGCAGAGGCAGACCUGGCGGGGGAUCUGGUGGAGACUCAGCGGAUGAGGACAGCGGAGAGCGUGGCAAGGACAACAGAGACUUUUCCGACAGGUAUACCUGGGGAGUGGAAGUGGACGCUGCCAACGUAGUCCAACAAUUGGCUUUAGUUUCUAUAAAUGACAGUGUCGUCAUCACGAGAUCGGCUGAACUGCAGGCUCUGAACAUUUCAAGAUCCACCUCUGUCUAUGACUUCUCAAACAGCACUUCUAUUCUUGCGAUCGGAGUAGAAAACUAUUGUUUUCUCAUUCAAACCAGGCGUUCACUUGACGGCAUUGUCGACAUCCUCAAAACUUUGAACAACACCAACACCUCUGUGAAUCCCGCAUCCACACUAAACGGGGACACGACGCCUUUGACAGCUGCCGAGGUGCAGGAACUGUAUGCGUCUCACCGUGAUGUCCGCCAGGUCUGUCGUAGAGGAAGGCGUAACCUGGUCAUUAGAGCUGAACCUACGACAGAUCCUCAGGACAAUGUUAUACAAGUGGUCUCACUCACGGACCUCUUCCAGAUCUCUCGCCCGACACCACCCACUCGACCCCCUACUACACCACGUACAACUCCUCCACCAGCCGGCCGCCCUGGCAAAGGCGGACCUGGCGGCCGAGAUGGCCCUGGAGGUCGCGGAGGAAGACACUAAACUCAAGAGUUUAAAACAGAAUUAGCAUGACAAGUGUUUCUACUAUGUUUAAAUCUAAAAGGAUUUUAGGCUUUAGAUGUUCUUUGCAUUCAAACUAAAGUUUGUACUAAAGAAAUUAUACUGGAAAAUGUAAAAUGGCUGACUUCAAUAUUUACAAGGUUUCAACAAUAGGACAAGUUUUCAACCCAUAAGUUUGAUUUUUGAUUUUGCUGAAAAUCUCCGACAAGGACAAUUGAUAUUGACUGCAUCAAUAAAAAUGAUUUUGUUUUCAAUUCAUUAAAAAUACUAAAGCUAGUCCCUGUUUUAAAUUCAUUAAAGCUAAAGUUGGUCCUUAAUUUACUUAUAGUAUUUUAACUAAUAAUUUUCUUUGAAUUGAUCUUUGAUCUAUUUGUCUCUCUUUUAAUAUUUCUGUUGCUUUUAAUUUUCAAAACAAAGUAAUGCACCGAUUUUGGUUUGAUUUGUACAUUUGAUAGAUUUCAUAUCUAUUUUUCAAACAAAAUUAAAAUUACUGACUAUAUAAAAUGU
Messenger RNA from Biomphalaria glabrata, 1385 nucleotides. RefSeq lists its product as uncharacterized. The coding region runs from base 105 to 860 and encodes 251 amino acids. The record is from RefSeq and is a predicted model, not a curated record. The transcript is spliced from 6 exons. Lineage: Eukaryota; Metazoa; Mollusca; Gastropoda; Planorbidae.